UUCUUCUAAACAUGUGCUCGAGUCCCUCCGACCAAAUGUAACAGUAUUGUGGUUGUUUAUUUAAAAUCGAAUCAAAAUGGGUAAGAAAAAAGGAUUCAAUGCCAGGGCGAGGAGCGUCGCCAAUAUCGAGGUCGACGACUCGACGACGAAAAAUAUCAACCUGGACUUGGAUCAUCGACAAGAGCAAUACGAUGCGUGCAAUGCAUUGGUUCUGCCGAGCGAAAAGAGAAAAACAAAGAACAAAGACAAACCGCUAAUCGUGAAGAAAUUACUUUCAAAGAAAAAGAGGAAAUUACUUGAAAAAGUUAUUGAAAGAAAGGGAAAAAAGGAAAACAGAGCCAAGCUACUGGAGGAGUUGGCUAAGGUGAGUAUUCCAACAGAAGAACUCCAACAAUAUUCAUCUUUGGUAUCGAUGCAAACGAAAGGUUUGAGAAAGCACAAACGUGAUUUAAAUAAACCUGUUGAGGCGAUUGUUCGUAAUGAAACCAGUGAAGGACAAAAUGAGUCUAUCGUUGAUACAUCCAUGAAAGGAGCUAGAAAACGACGAUUAGCAUUGCUACAUGAUUUUGAUAAUAAAAGGAGAGUAAAAGAUCCAAAUGUGCUAGGAUUAGAGGAAUCCAGUGAAUCUGAAAGUGACUCAGGCAGUGAUUCAAAAAGUGACUCUGGCAGUGAUUCAAAAAGUGCUGAAACAGAAAACACAGAACAUGCAAAAGACAAAGAGCCAGAAAACAAAGUUAAUGAGAAAGCUGGUACCAACGAUAUCAGUGCAGUUAUUGAUCAAGAAGUUAAAAAAAAUGAUUCAAAAUGUGAGAAAAAAAUUGAAUCUGCAAAUGAAAAAAAAAUUAAUAAAACUGUCAAAGUGGAUGAAAAAAAAAUUGACAAAACUGUGAAAGUGAAUGAGAAAAAAACAGUCAAUCAUAUAGAGCCGAAAUAUAAACGUGUCAAUGUAGUUAGAAACAAGGAGAUAGAAAAAACUCGUAUUAAUUUACCAGUAGUACAACACGAGACAGAUAUCCUUGAAACAAUCAAUGAAAAUCCAGUUGUUAUCAUUAAGGCAGCAACAGGAAGUGGAAAAUCAACGCAAGUGCCGCAGUUUUUAUAUGAAGCAGGAUAUGCUACGGAUAGAAUGAUUGCAAUUACUCAACCUAGAAGGGUAGCUGCAAUUUCAAUGAGUGAAAGAGUUGCUGAAGAAUUAUGUUUAUCAUCCAAAGAAGUAUCAUACCUUAUACGAUUUGAAGGUAAUGCUAAUCCUGAUACAAAGAUUAAGUUUAUGACUGAUGGGGUUUUAUUGAAAGAAGUACAAAAUGAUCGUUUAUUGAGAAAAUACUCAGUAAUUAUAUUGGAUGAAGCUCAUGAACGUAGUGUACAUACAGACGUAUUAAUUGGGUUAUUGUCUCGUAUAGUAUUUGCAAGAAAUAAAGCAGGAGAUCCAUUAAAGCUCAUAAUUAUGUCAGCUACUAUGAAUCUCAUGGAUUUUUUGGAAAAUGGAAGACUAUUUCCAAUUGAUAAUAGAGAAUUAUUCCCUAGCUAUCCUUUGGUGAAAAUUGAAGUGGAACGCAAAUUCAAAGUUAUAGUUCAUCAUAAUAGAAUAACUCCUCAAGAUGAUGGAUACAUAAAAGACGCUAUAAGAAAGGCAGUCAAAGUGCAUACACAACACCCCACCGGUGGAAUUUUAAUAUUUUUGACAGGCAAACGUGAAAUAAAUACAGUGGUUCGUCAAUUGAGAAAAGCAUUUCCAUACCCUAAGAAAAACUCGAAGAUAAAAUCCAAAGCAAAUCCGAAAGAAAACGAUGAAGAUAAAAAUCAAAAAGAAAAAUCAAGUGAGCGUAGCGAUGGUGAAGAUUCAGAGGACGAAUUCUUCAAAGAGGGUAGAAAAGGUCAUAAAAAAACGUCUGCAGUCCCGAAACUAUUACAUGUUGAUCUUGAUAAAUACGACAUCGUACCGCCUGAUGAUGAUGAAGACGAAUUUAAUGAUUCUGAUGAUGGUUGUUCGGAUGACGAAACUGAAGAUACAGACGUCGAUUUAAGUAAAAUCAAAGAUGUGCAACCAAUGCGCGUGUUACCUUUUUACUCGUCGUUGCCACGCGAUGAGCAGGCCAAGGUCUUUGAAAAAUGCCCAAACGGAUACCGCACCUGCGUUGUAGCGACCAACAUAGCUGAGACAUCUCUGACGAUUCCCGGCAUGAAAUACGUGAUCGACAGUGGAAAAACGAAGAAAAAAUUUUACGACAAAGUGACCGGAGUCUCGACUUACAGGGUCACCUGGUGCAGCAAAGCUUCCGCGCAGCAGCGCACAGGUCGAGUGGGGCGAACAGCCGACGGCGACUGUUACAGACUCUAUUCGUCCGCGGUCUUCAACAACGAUUUCCCGGAAUUCGACGAGCCGGAGAUAGUGCAGAAGCCGGUCGACGACAUAGUAUUGUUCUUGAAGCUGUUGGGAAUCGACGCGGUCGGCCGAUUUCCGUUCCCCACGCCGAUCGAGGCCGAGCAGCUGCGAACGGCCGAGGAGCGACUCAAGGUGCUCGGAGCCAUCCAGGCGUCGUCGCGCAGAAUCACCGAGCUGGGCCGAAGCAUGGCCGCUUUCCCGGUGUCGCCGCGCUACGGCAAGAUGCUCGCUCUGUCCCACCAGAGCGACCUGCUGCCCUACACGAUCUGCAUGGUGGCGGCGCUCUCCGUGCCGGAGCUCUUCGUCGCGGAGGACAAGAGGCAGGAGACGAGCAAGCAGGACAAGAGCAAGUGGAUGCAGACCAGACUGUCCUGGGCCAGGACCGGCAAGAACUUUUUGCUCGGCGACGCCAUGGUCCUGAUUCGGGCCGUCGGCGAGGCCGAGUUCAAGCACGCCAAGAAUCAGUUGACGCGAUUCUGCCAAGAGAACGGCUUGAGCGAGAAGGCCAUGACGGAGAUAAGAAAAUUGCGCCAGCAGUUGACCAAGGAGAUAAACAUGCUCGUACCCAAUAUCGAUCUCAAAGUAGACCCAAGUAUGCCGCCACCAACUGAAGUACAGGCCAAAUUGCUCAGACAAAUCGUUCUAUCAGGUACGAUCGAUCAGGUCGCGCGUAAAUUAACGUCCGAAGAGAUAGCCGAGUGGAAGAGAAAGAACGACGAUACAGGGGGUAAUGCCAAGUGGAAAUACGCCUACAAAACCACGACGAUGGAGGAUCCGGUAUUCAUGCACGUGACCUCUGUGCUGAGAGCGUCGGCUCCAGAAUGGGUCGUGUACCAAGAGCUGUACGAGCCCGACAUCCACCAAUCGAACGAAUCGGACCAGCCGAUAAAACCGAGAACGUACAUGCGGGGCAUUACGGCUAUCGAGCCGGAAUGGUUGCCGAAAUUCGCCACCUUGUUAUGUAAUUUGAACGAUCCGAUGCUGGAACCCGAACCACGAUACGAUGAAACGAGCGGGCAGGUACUGUGCCACAUCAAGGGAACAUUCGGACGAGCUGCUUUGGAACUGCCGCUCAUGGAAGUUGAGCAUCCUAAAACUAUGGACGGUAUCAAAUGGUUCGCGAGAUUUUUAUUAGAGGGUCAAGUUUUUCCGAAAUUGAAGAAAUACAACAGAAAGAACGGAGACAACCAAAGAGUUCUUCUGACGAGUCCGUCGAGCAUGACAAAAUCGUGGGCCAAAUUAUUGCCUAGAGUACAAUACAUCACGAAUUCACUUAUGUCAAAGGGUAUCAUGUCGAGAGAUAAGCUAAAAGAAGAAUGGUGCAAAGAUCCUACCU
Messenger RNA from Trichogramma pretiosum, 3722 nucleotides. It is a transcript of the gene kz, whose product is annotated as probable ATP-dependent RNA helicase kurz. The transcript has 12 exons. Gene Ontology annotation, cellular component: nucleolus; intracellular anatomical structure. Gene Ontology annotation, molecular function: ATP binding; RNA binding. The record is from RefSeq and is a predicted model, not a curated record. Gene Ontology annotation, biological process: maturation of SSU-rRNA from tricistronic rRNA transcript (SSU-rRNA, 5.8S rRNA, LSU-rRNA). The annotation marks the transcript as partial. Lineage: Eukaryota; Metazoa; Arthropoda; Insecta; Hymenoptera; Trichogrammatidae.